CCGCAUGUCACCCUCGUUGAUUUUUCUUUCUCUUAUUUUUUAUUUUACAUUAUUUUUCAACAAUUAAAUAUCAAUUAUUGUACUCUUUUACUUUCACUUUCACUUGUAUUUUAUAUCAGCAACAUCUAUAAAAAACACAUACAUAACAAACCAUGGCGCUAAACGCAGUGAUGCUCGAGCGUGGUACCCGGCACCCAGUACCACUACCGAAUGAGAAUUUCCUCUACCAUUGCAGCGGGGUGAAAUUCGAGCUCAAAUCCACAGCCACCCCAUCAGGUGACUACCCGGGCUCCGGCAUAACACCGAAAAGUGCCAGCGGAACAGCGUUCAUCUCCAACCAACGCAUAGUUUAUCUCCCAGCAACCACCACGCACGAAACCAGCAUGCAGCCGGCGAGCACCCCUGGGACAUUGAACUCGUUUACGGCGCAGCAUACGAGUUUACAGAAUAUAAAAUUUGUACAGCCUAUUUUUGGCGCAAAUAAGUUUGAGGCACAGGUUGUGAACUUGGACGGGUUGUUUGGUGGUAGUGGGAUGAUUGUGUUGGCGUUUAAGGAGGGUGGUGGGUUUGAUUUUGCGGCUAUUGCGCGAAAGUUGGCUGAGAGAUUUGGAGAAAGUGGGGAGGUCCCGCCGCAUGAAGAGGAGUUGCCCGGGUAUGAUGCGCCUCCGCCAGCUGGUUCUUUGUCCUCUCAGCCCACAGGUGGUCUGCCCGGCUAUCCAUCGGACGCACCGCCAGGCUACGAGCAAUGACAAAAACUAUUUGUUUUUUAUCUCAAUAAAUACAUUUUGUCUCCUGUUGACAAUUUAAUUUAUUUUUAUUUCUAACGAAUA
This is a messenger RNA of Kickxella alabastrina, 830 nucleotides long. RefSeq lists its product as uncharacterized. The record is from RefSeq and is a predicted model, not a curated record. Gene Ontology annotation, biological process: positive regulation of DNA-templated transcription. Gene Ontology annotation, cellular component: nucleus. Gene Ontology annotation, molecular function: transcription coactivator activity; chromatin DNA binding. The coding region runs from base 153 to 749 and encodes 198 amino acids. The transcript has a single exon. NCBI's taxonomy places the organism in Eukaryota, Fungi, Kickxellomycota, Kickxellomycetes, Kickxellales, Kickxellaceae.